This is a messenger RNA of Eimeria tenella, 3255 nucleotides long. RefSeq names its product Dynein heavy chain 7, related. Gene Ontology annotation, cellular component: dynein complex. The record is from RefSeq and is a predicted model, not a curated record. Gene Ontology annotation, biological process: microtubule-based movement. The coding region runs from base 1 to 3255 and encodes 1084 amino acids. Gene Ontology annotation, molecular function: dynein intermediate chain binding; ATP binding; dynein light intermediate chain binding. NCBI's taxonomy places the organism in Eukaryota, Apicomplexa, Conoidasida, Eucoccidiorida, Eimeriidae. The transcript has 6 exons.
AUGCCGUUUGCACCUUCAGCAGAGGAGCCAUUGCUCCCACUAUCUCUCGAAGAGCCAUUUCUAGCUGCUGCCGAGGAAGCAAUGGUGUCCGCAGUGCAGGCUUCUCUUAAGGAGGCAGAAACACUACGCCAGCAGCUUGACGAGGUGGCCGCUACUCUACGCGCCGCUGCUGCACUGCCGAUUGAUGCAGAUGGAAAAGUGAAUUUGGCAGAGCUGGGAAAAAUACUAGAAAGCUUUCAACAAGCAGAAAGUCGCCUUCGAAAGCUAACGACGAGGGUUGUAGCGAGGAUCUUUCUUGUGGAUGGAGAAAAAGCUAAGGGAAUGCUGCGAACUAGAGUAAAUAAUCUUAAGGACGAACUGUGUAACCAGGCCUUAGCAUGGGUGGAGAACGAAGUAAGCAGCCUCCAUAAAGCUUGGGAAGUGGCCUUAUCUAAGGCUUCAAUGGUCCCAGCUAGCGAACAAGAGCUAGUCGAAUUGAAGAGGUACUUGGCUGUGGUCCACCAGGAGACAGCGCCUCUAAUUGCGAGAGGCCAAACUCUCACCAAUCUCAUGUCGCUUCUCGAACAACACUUCGUCUUCACUGCAUUGAGGGUCCAAAAGCAAGCUUUUGAACUAGAUUGCUGUCCAAUGAAACUUAAGAUGGCUCUGUGCGAGACAAACGGCAUUCUUGACUUAGCGAAAGAGAGGCUAGAAGCAAGAAGGCAAAUCAGCGCCCAGCACUUACAAACAGAGUGUGAGGCGCUCCGUGCGGAGUUGGACGCAGCAACGACGAUGUUUAAGCACGUGGAAGAGUGUGCUAGUUACAGGCAAACUCUGGAGAAGCUGAGUGAAAGGGUAUACGCUGCGAGAUCAGAGAUUGACAAUUUGCGUAAAGCUGAAGCUCUCUUCGGCCUUGAAGCCUCAGAAUUUGAGGAGCUUGAGGGCGUUUGUGUUGUUUUCGACCGCCUCAACGAACUUUGGACAGCAGCGUUCGACUUUACAAAGAACCGCGAAGAGUGGAAAGCCGCGCCAUUAGCUCACCUUGACUGCGCUGAUAUGGAAGAAAAAUUGCAGCAGUGGCGGCAAGCGGUAUCAUCUUUGAGGCGCAUGGCGGGUAUCUUCCGUUCUGUCGAGCCGCUUCAGGCAUGUGACGAACUGCUGCAGGCUAUUGUGGCCUUCCAAAAGAUGCUGCCCUUAAUGAAAACACUGACGCACCCAUCAUUCCAAGCAAAGCACUGGCAGGAGCUUGCAACAAGGCUGGAGGUUGACGCUACGGAAGAGAGUGGUGUGUUCUUGUCACUCAACACACUAAUUCAAAGAGGCUUGCCAGAAGCUACGCAAGCAAUUGAGCUAAUUGGCUCUGCCGCCUUCCGAGAGUUCCGCACCAAAGCGUGCUUCCAGAAGAUGAGAGGGGCGUGGCGGGCUCUCCGAAUGGAUCUGGUUACCCUUGGAGAUGCGUCCUUGGGCAGAAAAAUACUCAAAGGCUUUGACGCUGUACACUCUCUGAUCGAGGAACAUCAAGCAAGUGUGCAAAGUUUGCAGGCUUCGCAGCUGGUGGGUGGCGUAGAACUGCAAGCACGCGAAUGGUUGCGAAAGCUAAGUGAUCUUGAUACUCUAUGCAAUCUUUUGGAGGCUUGCCAGGUCUCGUGGGUGUACUUGGUACCCAUCUUCGAUUACCCUGAAAUGCAGCAGCAACUAGCGAAGGAAGCUGACCUACUUAGCUCGGUGGGCAAACUAUGGAAGGAUGAAGUCAUCUCUCGACUUGACGAGAAUUCGGGCUUGCUGGAUCUGGCCGACCUCGAAGAGCUGCCUCAAAAGCUGCGUUCUGCUUGCAUCGAGAUGCAAUCAGUUGUGAAGGGCUUGAAUGAAUUUUUAGAAAGAAAACGGCUGGCCUUCCCGCGCUUUUUCUUUUUGUCAAACGAGGAGCUUGUACAGUUGCUGGCUGGUGCCAGUCACGCUGAAGCCCUUGUUCCUCAUAUUCAGAAGUGCUUUGAGGGCAUUUCCUCAAUGAAGUAUGACCAGGACUCGAAUGAGGCCAAUAUCAUUAUAUCCCACAGGCAGGAAACCCUUCAACUUCUAAUGCCAGUUCAACUGGCACAUGACGGAAAAUCGAUCAGUAUCGAAGACGUUUUCUCCUCUAUCGAACGCGAAAUGUGCGCGGCGCUUCAACACGCCAUGCAGAGAGCCUGGGAAGAAUUUCCUGCAGCUCCAACUCGGUUGCUGUGGGCUACAGAACGGUGUGGGUGCUCCCAGGCAGCACUGGCCAUAGCACAUUGUUGCUGGACCACGCAGGUGGAGGCAGCAAUACUGCAGCACCAGUUGCCGCAACUGGUGAAGGACCUGCAACACCAGCUGCAACAGCUAGUUGAGGCGGUCAGAGGACCUCUAAGCCCUGACAGUCGUUCGGUGCUAGCGACUUUGUUGACAUUGGACGUGCACUGCCGCGAUGUAGCCGAGGAGCUGAGACAGAAGAAGACUAGUCAUAUGAAUCAGUUUGAAUGGAUUUGCCACCUUCGAAGUUACUGGACCCCUGGUUCACACCAUUUAGGCGGCGGAGCUGUGCCUGGUGGCUAUUUUGCCGGUGGGAGACGGCUGAAUAGAACUGGAGGCCGAGGGACCAGCGGCGGCCUACAGAUUUGUAUGUUAGAGAGCUCCCUGAACUAUGGCUUCGAAUUGCUGCGUAGUCCUGACCGUCUAGUAGUAACACCGCUAACAGAUCGGUGCUACCGCACUCUCAUGACAGCCCUGCAUUUCCAGUAUGGUGGAGCUCCCGAAGGACCAGCAGGGACAGGAAAGACAGAGACAACUAAAGACCUCGCAAAGGCUGUAGGAAAGCCAUGCCUUGUUUUUAAUUGUAGCGAGGGCCUAGAUGCUACGGCGAUGGCUGCCUUGCUAAAGGGGAUCGCAGCAAGCGGUGGCUGGUGUUGCUUUGACGAGUUCAACAGGCUGCAACUUGAUGUCCUGUCCAUCGUUGCACUGCAAAUUUCCGCAAUUCAACAAGCCAUCAGAAGGAAUGCCAUAACGUUUGUCUUUGAAGAUACAGAUCUCCAACUUAACCCAACCUGCGCUAUUAACAUCACAAUGAACCCUGGAUACGCUGGACGCGCAACGUUGCCCGAUACCCUAAAGGCCCUGUUCCGACCCUGCGCUAUGAUGGUCCCUGAUGCCUCCUUAAUCGCUGAAGUCGUUCUUUACUGCAGCGGCUUUCAAGAUGCCUACAAGCUCUCAAAAAAGGUGAGCAAACGUCUUCAUAUAAUCGUACGCCAGGCAACAUAG